Messenger RNA from Alternaria atra, 1035 nucleotides. RefSeq lists its product as uncharacterized. The record is from RefSeq and is a predicted model, not a curated record. The coding region runs from base 1 to 1035 and encodes 344 amino acids. Gene Ontology annotation, molecular function: adenosine kinase activity. Lineage: Eukaryota; Fungi; Ascomycota; Dothideomycetes; Pleosporales; Pleosporaceae. Gene Ontology annotation, biological process: purine ribonucleoside salvage. The transcript has 3 exons. Gene Ontology annotation, cellular component: cytosol; nucleus.
AUGCCUGGAAACUACGAACUACUGUGCCUUGAGAACCCGCUUCUGGACAUCCAGGGUGUUGGUGACCAGGCUCUCCUCGACAAGUAUGGCUUGAAGGCCAACGAUGCCAUCCUUGCCGACCCAGAGAAGCACAUGGGUCUGUACGAGGACCUGCUCCAGAACUACAAGGCUGUUCUCAUCGCUGGUGGUGCGGCACAAAACACUGCCCGCGGUGCGGCUUACAUUCUCGAGCCCAACUCGGUCGUCUACAUUGGUUGCAUUGGAAAGGACAAGUACGGCGAGACUCUCGAGAAGAUCUCUGCCGAUGCUGGUGUCAAGACUGAGUAUCUCUACGAUGAGAAGACUCCCACUGGUCGCUGUGGUGUUGUCAUUACCGGCCACAACCGCUCCAUGUGCACCGACCUCGCUGCUGCCAACAACUACAAGAUUGACCACUUGAAGCAGGAGCACAUCUGGAAGCAGGUUGAGAACGCCAAGGUCUUCUACGUCGGUGGCUUCCACUUGACCGUCUGCGUACCAGCCAUCAAGGCACUGGCUGAGGAGGCUGCCGCCAAGGACAAACAAUUCAUCCUCAACCUUUCCGCACCUUUCAUCUCGCAGUUUUUCAAGGACCCUCUCGACGAGGUCCUCCCAUACGUCGACAUUGUCAUCGGCAACGAGACCGAAGCCGCCGCGUUCGCCGAGGCGCAUGGUUGGGAGACCAAGGACAUCAAGGAGAUUGCCAAGAAGAUUGCCAACGGAACAAAGCAGAACAGCAAGCGACCCAGGACUGUUGUCUUCACUCAAGGCACCGACCCAACCAUUGCCGUGACUGGUGACGCUGAUGUUAAGGAGUUUUCCGUACACGCCAUCAAGGAGGAGCAGAUCAACGACACCAACGGUGCCGGUGACGCGUUCGCCGGAGGCUUCGUUGCUGGUAUCGUCCAAGGCAAGCCGCUCGAGAAGGCCAUCGACAUGGGUCAAUGGCUUGCCAAGCUCAGCAUCCAAGAGCUGGGCCCUUCAUACCCCCAGCCCAAGCAAACCUACAGUAGCUAA